AUGUCCCUUCAAUCCGGUAACUAUUACAUCAAAUCUUACAAGGACUUAGUACCACUUCGUUCGCUGCUUCCCAAACGGAUAGCCAAUGCGAACCACUGGGUGGACUCUGAUACUCGCUGGCGGGUUGAAGUAUCAGGAAAUGGUGUAUAUCAGAUCAGCGAAAGCGGGCCUACGUCGUCUCUUCUCAAUAAUGCUGGUUUUGGGUCUCUCCUGCAAGAAAUCUCCCGGGCCAUGAUGAGUGGCGGUGGUGCUAUGAAUGGCUGGGUCGUGACGCCUGCGUCUAGUGGUGAGGGAUAUUUGGUUAAGCAUGAGAGUUAUCAGAAUAUGGGAUGGGUUCUUAGUAGUGAAUCUGAAGGGCAGGUCGAGGUUAAGCAGUUGAGCGGCGAUGAGUUGCCUGAAGAGCGGUGGAAGUUUGAAGCUGUGGCUUAG
Molecule: messenger RNA, 429 nt
Organism: Coprinopsis cinerea okayama7#130
Lineage: Eukaryota; Fungi; Basidiomycota; Agaricomycetes; Agaricales; Psathyrellaceae
Exons: 4
Coding region: 1-429 (142 amino acids)
Molecular function (GO): serine-type endopeptidase inhibitor activity
Source: RefSeq, a predicted model, not a curated record